Balaenoptera acutorostrata (minke whale) is the source of this 3563-nucleotide messenger RNA. It is a transcript of the gene RDH13, whose product is annotated as retinol dehydrogenase 13. Bases 124 to 1398 code for a protein of 424 amino acids. The record is from RefSeq and is a predicted model, not a curated record. NCBI's taxonomy places the organism in Eukaryota, Metazoa, Chordata, Mammalia, Artiodactyla, Balaenopteridae. The transcript is spliced from 10 exons. Gene Ontology annotation, molecular function: oxidoreductase activity.
CGGGCUUGCACUUCCCCACGUGAAUCCCAGGCAGCGCGCUCCUAGGACCGACCCCGGGCGCGGCUCUGCGGGCGGCUGCAGUGGAACACCCCCCCCCCCCCCGUCCCCCCGCUCUGGCCCGGUAUGAAUCGCUACAUUCUGCCGCUAUCCGUGCUGGGCACGGCGGUGGGUGGCGCCGUGCUGCUCAAGGACUUUGUCGCCGGCGGGGCGUGUCCCAGCAAGACCACCAUUCCCGGGAAGACCGUCAUUGUGACCGGCGCCAACACGGGCAUCGGGAAACAGACCGCCUUGGAGCUGGCCAAGAGAGGAGGUACCAUCAUUCUGGCCUGUCGGGACUUGGAGAAGUGUGAGGCGGCAGCCAAGGAGAUUCGAGGGGAGACCCUUAAUCACCACGUCAACGCCCGGCACCUGGACUUGGCCUCCCUUAAGUCCAUCCGAGAGUUUGCAGCGAAGAUCAUUGAAGAGGAGGAGCGAGUGCACAUCCUGAUCAAUAACGCAGCCGUGAUGCGGUGCCCCCACUGGACCACCGAGGACGGCUUUGAGAUGCAGCUUGGCGUUAACUACCUGGGUCACUUUCUUUUGACGAACUUGCUGCUGGACAAGCUGAAAGCCUCUGCUCCUUCGCGCAUCAUCAACCUCUCGUCCUUGGCCCACGUUGCUGGGCACAUAGACUUCGAGGACUUGAACUGGGAGAAGAGGAAGUAUGACACUAAGGCAGCCUACUGCCAGAGCAAGCUGGCCGUUGUCCUCUUCACCAAGGAGCUGAGCCGGCGGCUGCAAGGCACGGGCGUGACUGUCAAUGCCUUGCACCCCGGCGUGGCCAGGACAGAGCUGGGCAGACACACGGGCAUGCACAGGUCCGCCUUCUCCAGCUUCACACUCGAUCUACCUGAAGUCUACCUAAAUCCUCCUGGAGAUGAAUACCUUCCCACUGUGACUGUGACUUCAGUCAUCAGCCUUCUACCUUUCCUCUUCCUCCUUAUCUUUCUCCUCUGCCGGUGCUGGUGUCGAGCCAAAAACACUCCAGCCCAGACAUGGACUUCCAGGAAGAAAAUCAACAUGGCAGGACUGGAUAAUCUGAAGGCUCUUCCUGGAAGCCUAUCCUCUCCUCUUUUCUGGCAGAUGAUGUCUCAGAGGAUAUCCCGCCUGAGGAGGACAGACAAAUGGACAUGCAUGUCCACGCAGAGGAAGACCUGCCGGAGUCUUCUGAGUCUUCUGCUCAGCUACACCAGGACCCCCUUACAGGGAGCGGGGAUUCACUCCCGUCCUGCACCACUGAGGAUUCCUCAAAAUAGCCCUGUGUGUAUGCCACCUUCACCUUGUCCAGAGAGCAGAGCCAGAACGGGCUGUGUGGACUCUAGGGUUCAAGUGCCCCUUAAGGAAAAUGGGGCUUCGUGAGUUGUCCUACUCAUGUACCCACGCCACUCAUCAUCUUGGAGCCCCUGCAAAGACUCAAGAAUAGAGAAGCCUUGUCAACCAUAAAGAAGUUCUGGGACGCAUCACAUAUCUCUCAACGGAUUCCUGGUGCCUUGUGUAUUUACCCACUCAUUUGCUUAUUUAACAGAUGUUCACAGAAGUUGACUCUUUCUUUGGACCUGUGCUGACGAUAUACAUAUUAGUAAGAUAUAGCUUCUGGUCUUUUUUUUUUCCUUCUAUUUUGAGUAUUGGUUUUUAUUUCAAAUCAAUGUCAAAGAGAACAAUUGCAAAGAUAGGACAAAAACUCCACUUUACCCUUCACUUGGCAUAGCUUCUGGUCUUAAGGAACUCAUGGUCUACUGAGAGAGGCAAAUCACAUGAUCUGGCCCUUAGAAAGCAGAGAGGGAGCAGGCAUUAGGGGUGAGCUGGGCCACUGAGCAGGAACAAUUGUCCAAGCAUGUUUAAGGAGAACUCACUGGUACCAAAUACAAGGAGAAGCCAAGAAGUAAGAGUCGGGCUUCCCCAGUGGGGCAGUGGUUAAGAAUCCGCCUGCCAAUGCAGGGGACUUGGAUUUGAGCCCUGGUCUGGGAAGAGCCCACAUACCAUGGAGCAACUAAGCCUGUGCGCCUGCGCUCUAGAGCCUGUGCUCCGCAAUAAGAGAAGCCACCGCGAUGAGAAGCCCACGCACUGCAAGGAAGGGUAGCCCCCCACUCGCCACAACUAGAGAAAGCUCGUGUGCAGAAACAAAGACCCAACGCAGCCAAAAAUAAAUAAAUAAAUAAAAUAAAUAAAUUUAUAAAAAGAAGUAAGAGUCAAAUUGGGCAAGGAGGAGGGCCUUUUCUGACGGUCCAGUGGUUAAGACUUGGCACUUCCACUGCAGGGGGCACGGGUUGGAUCCCUGGUCAGGGAAUUAAGAUCCUGCAUGCCACGUGACAAAAAAAUUGGGCAAGGAGGCAGUUCCUAAUGGCGUUUCAGUCUAAUGUUCUAGGAGUUUCUGAGAGCUGAAGCCUUCGAAGCAGCAAAAAAUGAACACGGAAAUGUUCUUUGUAAAGGAACCAAAUUGCAAUAAUUCAACUACAGAAGGGUUACUCUUGGGGAAGGGAAUGAUGCAGAGGGUGUUUAGGCCGGGGGUUUAUGGUUUUCCCCUAGUUUUGGUGAACUUCCCCCUUUAGUUAUGCAAUUAAAAUAAAUAGAACACAAACUUAAAAGCUUUUGCACAGCAAAGGAAAACAUAAACAAGACAAAAAGACAACCCUCAGAAUGGGAGAAAAUAUUUGCAAAUGAAGCAACUGACAAAGGAUUAAUCUCCAAAAUUUACAAGCAGCUCAUGCAGCUCAAUAUCAAAAAAACAAACAACCCAAUCCAAAAAUGGGCAGAAGACCUAAAUAGACAUUUCUCCAAAGAAGAUAUACAGAUUGCCAACAAACACAUGAAAGGAUGCUCAACAUCACUAAUCAUUAGAGAAAUGCAAAUCAAAACUACAGUGAGGUAUCACUUCACACCAGUCAGAAUGGCCAUCAUCAAAAAAUCUACAAACAAUAAAUGCUGGAGAGGGUGUGGAGAAAAGGGAACACUCUUGCACUGUUGGUGGGAAUGUAAAUUGAUACAGCCACUAUGGAGAACAUUAUGGAGGUUCCUUUAAAAACUAAAAAUAGAACUACCAUACGACCCAUCAAUCCCACUACUGGGCAUAUACCCUGAGAAAACUAUAAUUCAAAAAGAGUCAUGUACCACAAUGUUCAUUGCAGCUCUAUUUACAAUAGCCAGGACAUGGAAGCAACCUAAGUGUCCAUCAUCGGAUGAAUGGAUAAAGAAGAUGUGGCACAUAUAUACAAUGGAAUAUUACUCAGCCAUAAAAAGAAAUGAAAUUGAGUUAUUUGUAGUGAGGUGGAUGGACCUAGAGUCUGUCAUACAGAGUGAAGUAGGUCAGAAAGAGAAAAACAAAUACCGUAUGCUAAAACAUAUAUAUGGAAUCUAAAAAAAAAAAAAAGGUUCUGAAGAACCUAAGGGCAGGACAGGAAUAAAGACACAGACGUAGAGGAUGGACUUGAGGACAUGGGGAGGGGGAAGAGUAAGCUGGGACGAAGUGAGAGAGUGGCAUUGACAUAUAUACACUAUCAAAUGUAAAAUAGAUAGCUAGUGGGAAG